This is a messenger RNA of Dryobates pubescens (Downy woodpecker), 1937 nucleotides long. It is a transcript of the gene NALF2, whose product is annotated as NALCN channel auxiliary factor 2. The coding region runs from base 337 to 1710 and encodes 457 amino acids. Gene Ontology annotation, biological process: calcium ion import across plasma membrane. The transcript is spliced from 3 exons. The record is from RefSeq and is a predicted model, not a curated record. Gene Ontology annotation, molecular function: stretch-activated, monoatomic cation-selective, calcium channel activity. Gene Ontology annotation, cellular component: plasma membrane. NCBI's taxonomy places the organism in Eukaryota, Metazoa, Chordata, Aves, Piciformes, Picidae.
GCGGCCGAAGAUGGCGACAGACUGAGGGCAAUGGGGCCCGGCGGCGGGCGCGGCGGGGCCCGCGAGCUGGCGCAGCCCACGGGCAAGCGGAAAGCCGAGUGAGCGGGACCGGGGCAUGCCCCCGAGAGGCGGGCGGAGAACCGGGGCCGGGGCGGGGAGCGGGGCCGAGGUAACGCGGCGGCGGCGGCGGUGGCCGGCGGCCUGUAGGCGGGGGCGCGGGCAUGGCGGCGGCGGCGGCGCGGCGCGGCGGGCGCAGGUGACAGCGGCGGCAGCGCGGCGCGUCCCGCCACCGCCGCCGCCGCCGCCGCUCCCCCCCCUCCGCGCCGCCCCCGCAGCAUGAUCCGCGGCGCCUGGAUGUACCCCCGCGGGGGAGCCGCCGGCGGGGCGGUGUGCUGCGCGCCGCGCCGCAGCGACAAGCCGGUAGCCGACCCCGAACGGGCGCAGAAAUGGCGCCUCUCGUUGGCCUCGCUCCUCUUCUUCACCGUCCUCCUCUCCGACCAUCUGUGGCUCUGCGCCGGGGCCAAGCUGCGGGCGCGGGAGCGGAGCGGAGGAGGCGCCGGGCGGCCGCGGAGCCGCGGGCCGCGGGCCUUGCUGGCGGCCGAGCCGGCGGGCGGUAGCUGCGAGGCCUUGCUCGGUAACCUCAGCCGGGCCCCAGGUCCCACCGGCCCCUGCCCCGCCGCCCGCGGCGACUUGGACUCGGCCUGCGCCCGGCUUCACGCCCUGCAGAGGCCGCGGGGCUCGCUGGCCGGCGCGCCCCUCCGCUCGCCCCCCGCCGCCGCCCCCUUCUUCGCCUCUCCCUCCUCCAAGAGGACUUUCCUGCAGGCUUAUUUUAGGAACUUCAACCUCUCCUUUUGUGAUACUUACACGAUCUGGGACCUGCUGCGGGAAAUGGCCGGCCCGGACGGUCUGGACUGCAGCGUGGACAACCUGAUGGUGGACUUGAUGGUGGCGGCGGCCGGAGCGCUGGGCGGGGAGGCCUGUAGCAGCUGCGUCCAGGCGUACCAGCGGCUGGACCAACACGCUCAGGAAAAAUACGAGGAGUUCGACCUCUUGCUGGAGAAGUACUUGCAAUCGGAAGAGUACUCGGUCAGAUCCUGCCUGACGGACUGCAAGGCUGUCUACAAGGCUUGGCUGUGCUCCGAGUAUUUCAACGUGACCCAACAGCAGUGCCGACACCGGAUCCCAUGCAAGCAAUACUGCCUGGAGGUGCAGACCAGGUGCCCGUUUGUGUUACCAGACAAUGAUGAGCUGAUCUAUGGAGGUUUGCCUGGCUUCAUCUGUACGGGGCUGCUGGAGAGCCAGCUGCCAGAGGAGGAGGCCAAGUGCUGCGAGGUGCAAUGGGACUCCUGCGACCACCCCCCAGACAGCAACGACAACACAUCCCCCAAAUCCACAGCCUCAGAGUCACUCCAUUUCCACCGCCACGACCCCCACCUCCAUCACCAGCGGCAGAACCACUACCACCUCUACCACCACCACCACCACCACCAGUACCACCAGCCCCGCUCCCCGUCCUUGCUGCCGGUCUCCGCGGGGUCUCGCCUCGGCGGCAGCAGGAUCAGGCUCUGCGUGCUGGUCCUGAUGCUUCUCCACACCAUGGUGUCCUUCUCGGGCGUGCACGGCGGCGGCGGGGGCGGCGGGGCGGCCGGCGGAGGGCUCAGCCUGGAGGCCCUGCCCGCCCUGGAGGAGAGCGUGGCGCGGGACGAGUGAGGCGGGGGGGAAGCCGACCUCCAAGACGAAGGCCAGAUCCUUUUCCACGAAGGGGGGCACUUGCUAUUCCUCCAAUGGGAGGCACGGGAGCGGGGGUGCCGCGCACACACCCCCGCGCCCCCCCAAGAGCUGCUCGCCGCGGGGCAUCCCCGUGAUGAAGAGUCUCUAACGCGCACAGGGCUGCGGCGCUCGGCUCCGAGAAGGGUUCGGUCAGCAGCGGCCCGGCC